AAAAAAAAAAUAGAAGAGAGAGAGAGAGAGGAAAAGAAUAGAAAAGAAAAUUCUUAAUUGAAGAGCGAAACCAUUUUCAAGUUCCAUUUUCAGCUUUACCUCUCAUUGGAAGACGACGCAACCAGAAAAUUCAAGAACAUUCGUUGAAGUGCGUCGUCAAUUGAUUGACUUAUAUCUGGUGGGUUUGUGUUUGAUAGAUCUACCAUCCGAGCUGUCUUGUUGAGUUGAUAAUGAGAAGGACGGGUCAAUAUGCUGAUUCGGGUGUCAAUGCAUAUGUUGCUGCUCCGAUGCAUCAUGCGCCUGGUCAGAGAAUGGACAACAAGCCUGCUCAGUUCGAAGGACGGCUAGAAGCCUUCACCCCUGAAAGGGAUAAUUCCUAUGCAACUUCAAAGGCAGAUGGACAGUGGCGAUGGGAAAGGGAUGGAUCAAAAAUGCCAAAUUCUCUUAGCUCUCAGAUGUUCAACGAAGGCCAAGGCGGUGAUACAACAAGAUCCUAUUUCCAGGGUCAGAGGCCUGAUGCAAAAAUGAGUUUAGAGAAACAAAGCAACAUUGAUACCAGAUCACAACGCAAUGAAGACAUGGAUAUAGGAUAUGAAGAAAAUCCUGCCGUGCAAACCUUUCAAAGUCUAGAGGAGAAAGUCCAUGAUGAUAUUAUGAAACUAAUCAAGGAACAAAAUGAUGCAGAGGAUGCAGAAAACGCUAGACACAGAGAGCAAAUCAAUGCAAUCAAUGCUCAGUAUGGGGAGCAACUAGUUGCACUUCGAACCCGGCAUUCCAACCGCAGAGAUGAAUUCCUUAGGAUGGAAUCAAGCAAUAGACAACAGGAAUACCAGAAAGCUGUGGUGGAUCGUUACCCAAACAGCAGUGUUGGGCCUAAUGAUCCUCAUGGUUAUAGUGGAUUUGCGGCUUCAACUGUAGCAGCAGCAUCAAAUGCACACAGAGGCUAUGAAAAUGAGCAAUAUGAUUCCUACAGAGAACGUGCUCGAUUUCUCGGAGGUGCAAGAGAUCACGGGUUUGAGCCUAGAGGUCCAUAUCCUGGAGGCCGUGUUUAUGAUACUGGCUCACGCUACUACUAAUUGUGGGUUGACUUUGGACUUUUUCUUGCCAGUUGACCUGUUCUUCCCUCCAGAUUUUUCCGGUAUCACUUGCGCUCCUCCUACUUGUAUACAUGUAAUCUGCAGUUGACUUUUCCUUUAAGAUUAUGCACAAGAUGCUUUGUUAAGAAAACUUUUUUCUUGAGAACAGAAAAUUUUGAAUACUAAAGUUUUGUCCAUAUAUGCACUGCACUGGCAUUUCGUGGUGCAAAACUUAUCCAAAAGGAAAAGUAUGCUUGUUAGAUUCACAUUUAGUAACGUACCAAAACGUAUAUGCUGUAACAU
Molecule: messenger RNA, 1379 nt
Organism: Morus notabilis
Lineage: Eukaryota; Viridiplantae; Streptophyta; Magnoliopsida; Rosales; Moraceae
Exons: 4
Coding region: 231-1076 (281 amino acids)
Source: RefSeq, a predicted model, not a curated record